Molecule: messenger RNA, 1002 nt
Organism: Solenopsis invicta (red fire ant)
Lineage: Eukaryota; Metazoa; Arthropoda; Insecta; Hymenoptera; Formicidae
Exons: 2
Coding region: 101-715 (204 amino acids)
Source: RefSeq, a predicted model, not a curated record
AGAUCAGUUAUUACACAAAGACACGAUUGAUCGUCUCUGAAGCAAACAAUAUUUCAAGCCUUGUACCGAAUCAUCGGAUCGCAUAAAUAAUUUCUUUGAGAUGUGUCCCGUAAUGAGUAAUAGAGAUCUACGGCGGAUUUCCCGCAAAUUCUAUUACCGCCAUCGACCCGUAUGGGAGUUUAUUAGGAAUAAUGACGAAGGCUUUUGGCCGGACCUGAGGGACACUAUGGAACAGGCCCACCGCUGGAGGUUCGUUCCAAAAGACGAAAAUGGAUCUAGGAUAACCGAGUUUCCUCGCUCUCGGGACACCGGCUCCCAGACCCUGGAGCCGAACCCCUUCGGGGCGAGCAGCUGGGAGGCGGGAAGGGCGGGAGCCCGCGAGACAGUGGGCCGUAACCGGAUGGCCGUAAACCCUUCACCACCAACGGUGCCCCUGCGCGCCGCGGGCGGGUGUUGGUAUUGCGGGUCCCGAUUCCACGCAAACGCCGAAUGCAACUUCCCCCGCAUGCAGAUUUUCUGCUGUGGCUGCGGGGAGAGGGGCGUGACGAUACGAACGUGCCGUAAUUGUGGCCCGGAGUACCGUCGAAUGGACCCAGCAAGCGCGCCCAGGGGAUCGGGCAACCGCCAACGACUGGCCGAGGCUGCCCGCGACGGGCCGGAGGAGGAGGAUCGCGAGCAGGAGUAUUCGAAGCGACUACGGCAAGAAAACGUUUAGGACGCCUACAGGAACCCACCCCUAGAGACAAAACCCCACUACCGCCCCUUGUCCUUGCCCCUUAGCACAUUUUAGUUUUUAUGUAUGUUUAAUUGUAAAGAGGGAAGAAAAUAUAGUUUUGUUGGUCCUCUUGAUCUAUGCCUAUACUCUUUUCAUAUUCGUCCCACCCCUCUACGACGGCAAGCGCUGUAGCGGAGAACGGAAAAGAAGAACAAUAAGGCGUACUCUAAAACGGGACAUUCGCUUCCCUUUCUUCCUCCCGGGGAGAGAGACGCAACCCAGGCUAC